Messenger RNA from Astyanax mexicanus (Mexican tetra), 1312 nucleotides. RefSeq names its product CD209 antigen-like protein C. The transcript is spliced from 8 exons. Gene Ontology annotation, molecular function: carbohydrate binding. Gene Ontology annotation, biological process: biological process involved in interspecies interaction between organisms; immune response. The record is from RefSeq and is a predicted model, not a curated record. The coding region runs from base 126 to 1022 and encodes 298 amino acids. Gene Ontology annotation, cellular component: external side of plasma membrane. NCBI's taxonomy places the organism in Eukaryota, Metazoa, Chordata, Actinopteri, Characiformes, Acestrorhamphidae.
UUGUCUCAGGCAUCACACUGGGCCGGCUCAAAAACACACUUCCUGAUUGUUCUCGUAUAUAUAAAUUUGUUACAGUUCCUUCUGUCAGGGAGUUCGAGGUGGUGGUGUGCUGUGAAGAUAAUAAAAUGGACCAUGUCUAUGGAAAUUAUGAUUUGGAGCUCUCCUCAACUGAUGGAAAAAACAGAGGUCCCAGUUCACCCGUUACAGACAUAUCUGGACGGAAAAGACGCUCAUUCAGAGAGAGGGAUUCUCAUCUUUCUCCAAAAACCCUGAAGGUUCUUUUGGUUGUUCUCGGCUUCCUCCUGCUCUGUGCUUUGGUGGCACUCUGUGGUCUGGGGGUCCUGUAUUUCAAUAAAGGAGUCUCAUCUGAAUUAUGUGUCGGUGCUCAACAAAGAAUCUCAGUUCAGCUACACAAUGCUACAGAUGCAGCUAAAGAGUUAAAAUCACAUUUGGAUCAGGUUCAGGUGAACUAUGAGAAUGCUUUAAGACGUAUUGCUUCCCUCAAUGAAACAGAAAGACAGUGUGAAGCUCUUAAGGUCAAGUAUCGCCAAGUUCAUGAAGUCUUCUCUACCUGCAGUGAUUAUAAGAAUUGUAACCAGUGUGGAGAUGGCUGGAAGCGCUUGGGUGUAAAGUGUUACUUCUCCUCCACUGAUUUCCUGAACUGGGCGAACAGUAGAGAUCGCUGUGUUAAGAGCGGAGGACAUCUGGUUAUAAUAACCAGCCAAGCUGAGCAGACUUUUCUGUCCACAUUUCUUGGGGGCGUUGGACGACUUCACUGGAUCGGGCUGAAUGAUUUGGAGACUGAGGGAAAGUGGAUGUGGGUAAACAACCAGCCCCUGACUGAGACAGGAGUAACAUUCUGGCAUAAGAGGAAGGGGAAACCAGAUGAGCCUGAUAACUGGAAAACAGAAGACCCGUCAGGAGAGAACUGUGCUAUAGUGCAGGAUUUAGGUCCUGGUGAUGGUACAGUAUGGGCUGAUGUGCCCUGCAGUACAACGACAAAAUACAUAUGUGAAAAGUAAAAUACAUAUUGUGUGUUAUCCAGGUAUUCCCACUUUUUAUCAGUAUUGGACCUGAUCAUAUUUUCUAAAUGCGUGUGUGAAAAAAAUAAAAUAAAAUAAUAAUAAUAAUAAAAAUUAAGUCUGGCAGAAAUCUAUGUACAAGUAUCCAUGUUUGUGCUUACAUGCCUCUAAGUCCCAAGAAAGAUAUAAAAAAGCAUUUAAUUAUUUUUUUUUAUUAAUUCUGUCACAUUGCAUCUUUUGGAAAAACACCCAGCUCAGAGUUUAUUUAAAUUCAAAUAACUUUAUCAUUA